AUGGCUGUGGCCAGCAUGUCCAUGCCUGGAAGGAUGGGCACCCCUAGAGGUCUUGAUGACUACAGUCUUUACAGCGCCCUGUCAGAUGAGGAGCUGAUGCAGCUGGUCAUUGAACGCAGCCUCACUGAGGACCACAACUCUAUUGAUGCCAUUCAAUCAUCCCCACCUGUGUAUUGGCAACCCAAUUACCAGCCAAACCAAUUUACCACCAACCAAUUUAUGACUGGUGUCAGGCAACCCUCUGCAACAAGGCACAUGUAUGACUUUCCCGGAGCCAACCCGAACCCAGCCAACCCACCUCCAAACCCCUCACCUGCAAACCCACCUUUAGCAGACCAUAUUAUAGAUGUGAGACCCCUGGUGCCUGUGAUUGAGAAUGGUGAUUUAAAGGCCUUAAAAGAAAUAGUGAAAUGCAAUCCAAAGAGUCUCUUUGUACCAAAUGAGGAUGGAUGGAUUUCUCUACACGAAGCUGCAUAUUACGGUCAAGAAGAAUGCCUCAAGAUUAUAUUAAGAGCCCAUCCUGGGAUAGUGAACACAUGUGGUACAUACAAUCAGACCCCACUUCUUUUGGCUGCCAUCUUUCACCAUGUGAAUUGUGUGGAGUGCCUUCUAGACAGAGGUGCAAAUCCCAACAUUGCCAAUAACGACGGAGAAACACCACUCUUGAAAGCUUGUGGGAAGCCCAAUGCAGAGAUUGUAGACCACCUCCUAAAGUAUGGAGCCUCAGUGCACAAGGCUUGCGUUCAGGGUGUGACACCUCUCCAUGAAGCAGCCGGGCAUGAUAACGUGGAAAUUUGCCAGAUGUUGUUGGAUGCCGGGGCCAAGCUUAAUGCAGCCAAUAUCUACGGGAUAGACCCUUUCUUUACGGCAGCACAGAACGGGAGAGUGGAGGUGUUGUCUUUCCUGAUGAGCAAAGGGGUUGAUAUGAACUGCCAGGCAUGUGAUGGGGCAACACCCUUGUACGAGUCAAGUAAGAAUGGUCACAAGGAAGUUGUGGAACUGCUUCUAUCUCAGAAAGCAGAUGCAAACCGAACAACCAAGUCUGGCCUCCUGCCUCUUCAUGUUGCUGUCCAGAAAGGACAUUUUGACAUUGUAUCCAUGCUGAUCCCUGCCACAAGUAAGGCCAAAGUUCAAUGCAGUGGCAUCAGUCCCCUCCACCUGGCUGCUGAGCACAACAGGGACUGGAUUCUAGAAGUGCUUAUCAAGGGAGGAUAUGACGUCAAUCUCCAGCUGGCAGAAGACCGAUCCAAAAUGUAUGAGGACCGUCGCAGCACAGCGCUCUACUUCGCUGUCGCCAACAACAACCUAGAAGCCGCAGAAAUGCUUCUGGAGGCCGGCGCUAACCCCAACCUUGACAUGUUCAACCCUCUUCUUAUCGCUGUGAGGCGGGGUUGCAUGGAAAUGAUCACAGUGCUGGUGGAGCAUGGAGCUAACAUGAACGCGUCCAUCCUCACACACCCCUGCUCCUUCCCGGCAGUAGUCAUGCUCGGUAUGAAGUAUUCACAAAUCCUGAAGUAUCUGAUGGACAAUGGCUGCGAUGCCCUUUCCUGUUUCGACUGCACAUAUGGCAGCAAGCCACACCCACCCCUGAAAACUUUAAGUAGAGGCAGAGGCUUCACCGAAACUUUGCGCUACGCUACCGAUGAGGACGAAGCUCCAAUCAAAAUGUACAUCCAGUUCUGUGAGACGAUCAACGAUCCGACGAUAAGUUGCUGGGCUGGGCCCAUCAUAGACACGCUCCUGGAUUAUGUUGGCCAUGUGAAACUCUGCUCCAGGCUGAUUGAGCACCUGGAUAGCAACCAUGACUGGGCAGGGAUCAAAGUGAAAGCAAUGCCACCAUAUUCACUGAUGAAGCUGUGUAGGCUGAAGAUCCGUCAGCAGGUUGGAAUCCCCAGACUGAGGAACAUUGACACCCUGCCCCUCCCACCAAUACUAAUCAAGUUCCUUAACUAUAAAAAGGGAGAUUGA
Messenger RNA from Oncorhynchus masou masou (cherry salmon), 1968 nucleotides. Its product is annotated as ankyrin repeat and SOCS box protein 2-like. The record is from RefSeq and is a predicted model, not a curated record. Gene Ontology annotation, molecular function: protein binding. Gene Ontology annotation, biological process: protein localization to T-tubule; intracellular signal transduction; regulation of cardiac muscle contraction. Bases 1 to 1968 code for a protein of 655 amino acids. Lineage: Eukaryota; Metazoa; Chordata; Actinopteri; Salmoniformes; Salmonidae. The transcript has 8 exons. Gene Ontology annotation, cellular component: T-tubule.